AUGUCCAGAAUUCUUCCAAGAUGGGCGGUUCGCGCAGCGUCAACAUCUGCCACGCCGCAAACAACCAAGGCCGCUGGCGAUAUCUCCUCAGUCUUUCCUAGUUUACGACCAGAUUACCAGCCAGAGCCUUUGCCUCCUCGAUUUCAAGAAUUGAAAGAGAAAUUAUUUAAAAAGAACGAGAAAGCCUUGAAAGAAGGUUGGAAAAGGCUAUUGCCGAGUCUGGAAAACGAAGUGGAGAAAAUUAGAUCCCAAGGUAGCGAUAUUAUUCCAUCAGUCGAUUACUCCGAUGUCGUGUCUGGCAGAAUAAACGAAAACACCCUGAAAGAGAUCAAAUAUCGAGGAAGCGUGGUCAUUAGGAAUGUUCUUCCGCGAGAACAAGCGCUGGACUAUAAACAGCGAGUGCGAGAUUAUGUUUCUGCCAACCAGCAGCGAGUGAAAGCUUUCCCACCUGAUUCUCCUGCCGUUUAUGAGCUUUACUGGACUCCCUCGCAAGCAGAAGCUCGCGCCCAUUCCAACACGCUGACCGCCCAGCGUUUCUUGCAGCAUCUAUGGCAUUCAUCAGAUCCGAGUACCAAGAUCUCAACUUCAAAUCCCCUAACAUAUGCGGACAGAUUGCGCAUUAGAAACCCAGGCGAUUCCAAAUUCACUUUGGGUCCCCAUAUCGACGGCGGCUCACUGGAGCGCUGGGAAGAUCCGGAGUAUGCCAGUGUUUACAACAAGAUUCUCGAGGGCAACUGGGAGCAGUACGACCCGUGGGAUGCCAAGCAUCGCCUCUCUGCAAAAAUGGAUAUGUAUAACGGUGCAGGAGCUUGUUCAAUGCUACGCUUUUUCCAAGGGUGGCUUUCCAUGUCUGAUACUGCUCCUGGAGAGGGUUCGCUGCAUGUUUGCCCCAUGGUUGUGCACAGUACUGCCUAUACUAUUCUACGGCCAUUCUUUGAUAUAGAGAGCCAACAAGUUUCAAGAGACGCCACAUUUCCUGGAUCCGUCCCUGGUGCGUGCCAAGAGUAUAACCCUGUGACACACCCUCAUUUGGAGCUGGAGAGCACCAUGGUCCCGAUACCUCGAGUUGAACCUGGAGACUUUGUUGCGUGGCACUGCGACUCACUUCAUUCGGUUGAUAAAGAACAUCGCGGCAGCGGGGAUUCAAGUGUGAUGUAUAUUCCCGCUACUCCUCUAUGUGACAUGAAUAUCAAAUAUCUUCUCAAGCAACGCGAGGCCGCAUUGGCAUACUCCCCACCAUGGGAUUUCCCUGGCGCAGGUGGCUCUGGCGAGCAAGGGUUUGAAGGUGCUUUAGACUGGUCUACGUUGAACCCUGAAGGUCAACGUGCGAUGGGACUAGGUGACCAACCUUGGGAGAUCAAUGAUACCAUGUCUGAAGGUGAGAAGAGGGCAGUGCAGUCUGCUAACAAAAUUUGUUUUGGAAUUUGA
Molecule: messenger RNA, 1428 nt
Organism: Penicillium angulare
Lineage: Eukaryota; Fungi; Ascomycota; Eurotiomycetes; Eurotiales; Aspergillaceae
Product: DUF1479 domain-containing protein
Exons: 2
Coding region: 1-1428 (475 amino acids)
Source: RefSeq, a predicted model, not a curated record